Solanum pennellii is the source of this 3458-nucleotide messenger RNA. RefSeq names its product pentatricopeptide repeat-containing protein ELI1, chloroplastic. The transcript is spliced from 3 exons. Gene Ontology annotation, biological process: RNA modification. Gene Ontology annotation, molecular function: zinc ion binding; RNA binding; protein binding. The coding region runs from base 840 to 2711 and encodes 623 amino acids. The record is from RefSeq and is a predicted model, not a curated record. Lineage: Eukaryota; Viridiplantae; Streptophyta; Magnoliopsida; Solanales; Solanaceae.
GCAUUUUAGUAUCCAUAAGGAGUUGCUGGGAAGAUAUUUCGGAAGGGGAAGAGAAUAUAUUAGUACUACGACGUCGUUGGUAGUAGCGGUUAUGCCGUUAAUCGUCUCUUCCAAGUAGCCAAGAGACUCCACACUUCUGAAAUUCUUCAGUUUUAUGAAACAAGGCGCAGAAUUAAAGGUUCCAUUAAAGUUGUAUAGGUAACUUUAUUACUUACAUUCACAAGUCUUAUCGGAAUACGCAUAGAGAGUAUCAGGGUGGGGCUGGUCAAGAUUUGAGCACGGUGAGGUCUCAGGUUCAAUUUGCAACAUAGAUAUAAAAUACUGAGGAAUUUUUUCUCAUUUGUUCUUAUUUUAGUGAACAGAGUUACCUGUUGCAUGAAAUUACAAAAGUUGGUCCGGAUAGCACAGGCAUCAAAAUAAUAAUUAAAAAAAAACACAAAAAAGUUUUCCUUUUGCUUUAAUAUUACUUGGAAGAAAUUCCUUAGUGGCUGAAUAUUCUAUGUAUGGUGAAGGACACAUUUUAAUGAUUUAUGAAGAUUUCUCGAAACAAGCGCAGACUUAUCGCCAAAUGCCAACUGGCUCCUUUGGGGUUAUAGAGCAUUGGCAUUGAUUCGUAAACUGUAGGCAAUAGUUUGAAGUUGUGUAUCCAGCAAUAGUUGAAGGCACUUAAUUUCUGUAUCGACCUGUCUGAAGUCUUCCUUAUAACUAUGUGCUUAUUGUUGAUGAUGAAGCAGGUGCUUGAUUAGAUGCCCUUUGUGUUCUCCUAGUUAAAUUUUGAUUGCUCUUGGGAUCUUGGACAUAUUACAGUCUUGAAAGAGUUCCCAAUCAAAGCUUUGGCCAUGUCUGGAACUUCCUUUUUCUCCAGUCCACCACUAUACACUACUAGUACUACCAAGUACAGCCAUAGCCCGUCACCUGACAGACUUAAAUUCUUGAUAGACAAAACAAAAAACAUCAGACAGCUUCUACAGAUUCAUGCAUUUCUUAUUCGCAAUGGUCUGGAGAGUGACCCAGUCUUGAAUUUUAGGCUCCAGCAAUCAUACUCUUCCCUUGGACACCUCCAACAUUCUGUUACUGUAUUUAAGCGCACUCAUAGUCCAACUGUGUUCUCUUACACUGCCAUUAUCCAUAAUCAUGUGAUCAAUGAUCUCUACGAACAAGCCUUUGUCUUAUAUAUCCAAAUGCUAACACACAAUAUUGAGCCUAAUGCAUUUACAUUUUCUUCCAUGCUUAAAACUUGCCCACUUGAAUCAGGAAAAACCCUUCAUUGUCAAGCCCUAAAACUCGGAUAUGAAUCUGACACAUAUGUUCGAACUGCUCUUGUGGAUGUCUAUGCAAGAGGCAGUGACAUUGUGUCAGCUCGCAAACUUUUUGACACUAUGACUGAAAGGUCCUUGGUGUCUUUGACAACAAUGAUUACUGGAUAUGCAAAGAAUGGGCACAUCCAAGAAGCAGGAGUGUUGUUCGAAGGGAUGGAAGACAGGGAUGUUGUUUGUUGGAAUGCCAUGAUUGACGGGUAUAGCCAACAUGGUAGACCUAAUGAAGCUUUGGUUCUUUUUAGGAAGAUGUUACUGUCAAAAGUUAAACCUAAUGAAGUAACCGUGGUGGCUGCUCUUUCUGCUUGUGCGCAAAUGGGAGUACUGGAAUCAGGUCGGUGGAUUCAUGCUUAUGUGAAAAGUAACAGAAUUCAAAUAAAUAAACAUGUAGGUACUGCUUUUAUUGACAUGUAUAGCAAGUCUGGGAGUUUAGAGGAUGCAAGAAUGGUGUUUGAUCAGAUGAGAGAUAAGGAUGUCAUAACAUGGAAUUCGAUGAUUGUAGGAUAUGCAAUGCAUGGAUUUAGCCUUGAAGCUUUGCAGCUGUUCAAUGAGAUGUGUAAGUUGGGUCUCCAACCUACAGAUAUAACGUUUAUUGGUAUUUUAAGUGCUUGUGCUAAUGCUGGAUUGCUCUCUGAAGGGUGGACUUAUUUUCAGUUAAUGGAGAAGUAUUUAAUUGAGCCAAAGAUUGAGCACUAUGGUUGCAUGGUGAAUCUUCUUGGACGAGCUGGACAGCUAGAAAAAGCUUAUGAAUUUGUCAAAAGUAUGAAGAUUGAUUCGGAUCCUAUUUUAUGGGGAACUCUACUGACUGCUUGUAGGAUUCAUGGGGAUGUAAGGCUUGCAGAGAAAAUUAUGGAGUUCCUAGUCGAACAGGAUCUUGCUACUUCAGGAACUUAUGUUCUGCUAUCCAACAUAUAUGCUGCUUCUGGUGAUUGGGACGGGGUGGCAAAGGUGAGGGCAUUGAUGAAAAGAAGCGGGGUUGACAAGGAACCUGGCUGUAGCUCCAUUGAGGUAAACAAUAAAGUGCACGAGUUCCUUGCGGGUGAUAUGAAGCAUCCCAAAAGCAAAGAAAUUUACAUAAUGCUGGAGGAGGUGAACAAGUUGCUCGAGGCUCAUGGGUACUUGCCGCAGACUGAUAUAGUCUUGCAUAAUCUUGGGGAAGUAGAGAAACAGCAAGCACUUGCGGUUCAUAGUGAAAGGCUAGCCAUUGCUUAUGGACUAAUUAGUACUCAGGCAGGAACUACAAUCAAGAUUGUCAAGAAUCUACGUGUUUGUCCAGAUUGUCAUGCUGUCACAAAGCUCAUUUCAAAAAUCACAGGACGCAAAAUCAUUGUUAGGGACCGGAAUCGCUUUCAUCAUUUUGUAGACGGUUCAUGUUCUUGUGGUGAUUUCUGGUAGAACUUUUAGCACAUGUUAACAAGCAGGCAUGCAGAGUGUUCUAUAAGCAUCGCAUUGUACCAUGGUACCUGUCGUAGCUUGAUGACAUCCUCAUACGGUGUCAUACUCGACAGGAGCUUAUACAGUUGAAACUGACUACCUUUCCAACUAUCAAAGAAAGAGCCGGAGGUGAGAUUUCAUUGCCAUCUUCCCAAAAGCAAUCGCGAUUACAAACUAAUAUCUGACAACUAAAGUGCUUCAGAUACCACCAAUCUGUGGAAGAUGCAACAACUUGUUGAGCAUUGUGUGCUUCACAGAAAUGCUUCAAAACAGGUGUGCGAUUUCUUUUUCAGUCAUUGAGGUUUAUGUACAGAAUCACUUCCAUAGCCCUUUUUGUCAAGAAUCUGAUGGUGUAUCAGCUGCUAUGUUUAGCAUAUUUUCCAGUGCACUAGGUUGCAAAAUAUGGAAGAAACAAGCGUUUCGCGUAAUCAGAAAGUGACAUAAAUAUUAGCUCCAUUUCAUCUGGAAAAAGAUAAUCUAUUUUCUCAUCUUUGCAUUUUGAUUCAGUAGUGUUCCAUUUUGUAGGAGGAAAGCUACCAAACAUUGAUAGCUCUCAGGUAGAGCAUUAGAACGGAAAUAUCCAUUAGAUAUAUCGAUGCUAGGUCAUCCCUGUUCCUUUGUAGUUUGAAAAUGGUAUUAUUCACAGAAGUUGCAAUGAGAGACAUUUUUUAGAUCACAAAAUUCAAAAGAAUCGCUUCCAUUUUUUGA